Molecule: messenger RNA, 1103 nt
Organism: Coregonus clupeaformis (lake whitefish)
Lineage: Eukaryota; Metazoa; Chordata; Actinopteri; Salmoniformes; Salmonidae
Product: VPS10 domain-containing receptor SorCS3-like
Exons: 7
Coding region: 112-813 (233 amino acids)
Source: RefSeq, a predicted model, not a curated record
GAACGGCGUAGAGAAGAGAACUGUCUACCAGCGUUCUGGUUCAACCCAUCUGUUGUAUCAAGGAGCUGCAGCCAAGGACAUAACUACCUCAACAGCACAGGGUACCGAAAAAUGGUGUCCAACAACUGCAUCAAGGGAGUCAAGGACAUGUACACACCCAGGAAGCAGAUGUGUCCCAACAGGGCUCCAAAAGGCCUUUCUCUCUCCACCAGAGAGGGCAAGCUUACCGCCGACCUGGGAACCAACGUCACCUUCCUGGUGCAUCUAGAUGAGUCCUUAGGUGAGACUUUACUUGCUUUCCAGGGUGACUCAAUGAGAACCAACAUCCAACUGGAUUUCGGAGAUGGCACGGCAGUCUCCUACUCCAACCUGAGCUGGAUCGAAGAGGGGAUCAGACACGUUUACAAGACGGCUGGGAUAUUCCGUGUCUCGGCCUUGGAGGAGAACACCCUGGGAUUUUAUACCACCACCUUGUACCUCCAUGUUACAUGUGCUGUGGAACAUGUCCAGCUGCUGGCUCAAUUUGUGGUCAUCAAGAACAAGGAAGUAAACCUAACAGCAGUGGUCUGGCCAAUCCACUCCAGGACCCUCAGCUACUUCUGGUGGCUUGGGAACAGCACUGAGCCGGUAAUCAGCUUAGACGGCAGCAUCUCGUACACCUUCACCAGCGAGGGAAUGAACACUGUUACUGUCCAAGUGUUUUCAGCCAACACCAUUGUGCAAGACACCAAGAUGAUAGCAGACCAAGGUGUCAGACUUUCCAGAGGAUCAGCUAUUGGUUGCAGUGUUUCCAGGUGUGCCAACGGCCGCUGAGCUCUUCCUGUUACCACACAAGAACCAAUCAGAGGGCAGGAAAAAGAGCGAAGAGGAGCUAAAGCAGAUCUCUGAGAUACUUGCCUGCACUCUGGACCAGAAUCUGGUGGAGUUUGAGCUAAAGCCAGGAGAAAGAGUAAUUGUUUACAUCACACAGCUAACUUGGGUAUGGAAAAAAGUUAGCAUCAAGAUAAUUACAUAAAUUAACUGUAAGUACUUGCAUGAGAAAUCAUAAUUUUCUCUACAUAUUCUGCCUUUUUUUAGCUGUGUUUGUUUCUUUUUGUGAUGUC